AUGGUUGGGGGUCACCACAACAUGAGGAACUGUAUUAAAGGGUCGCGGCAUUAGGAAGGUUGAGAACCACUGGUCUAGGAUGUGAUAAGGAGGUUUCAGAGAGCCCGGGAGUCAUUCCUUUGCUCCCAAUGACUCUGUCUCAUCUCUUUCCUGCUGCCAAAGCGAGGUGUGAGCUGGAGGUGUGUGCAGUGGAGGGUGGGGGAGGGGGCAGCAUUUCGCUUGGCUUCCGUCUGCCCCUAAGGGUAACUUUUUUGAAUGCGAAGAGGUGGGGUGGCCGGGGAUCUGUCAUUAAGGGUUCCUAUGGGUGGGACGCGGAGACGGGAGUGAGGAGGGAGUGGCCCGCGGGUGGGAUCUGUGGAGCAGACAAAAUGUGGGGCCUCCUCCCUUGAAGUUCAACUUGUCUCUUCCUGAGCGAGGAGCAAGGCGUCCGUAGUUCUCUCCCAGGGGCACGGAAAGGAGAGCAAAGCGACCAAGAUAAGAGUGAACAGAGGAAAAAGCGAGACAUGUUCUCCAUGAAACAGUCCCCUGCCCUCGCUCCGGACGAGCGCUACCGCCGAGCCGGGGCCCCGAAGCGGGUCUUGGGGGCUGAGGAAGAUGCCAUGGGUGAUGGCUGCUCUCAGCAGCUGACGACUGCUAACGUUCUCCGCUUCCUACUGCUGGUCCUGGUUCCAUGUAUCUGCGCUCUCAUUGUCCUGCUGGUCAUCCUGCUUUCCUUUGUUGGAACAUUACAAAAAGCCUACUUGAAAUCAAAUGAGAGCGCACCCAUAGCUACUGAUGGUGAAGUUCAAGUGCCUGAUGUUCUUCUUACAAAUACAAUUUUCCCUGAGAGCACUGUGACAUCUUCUACACAUCCCAGCCAACACAUUCCUGCCUGGACCACGGAUGCUCCUCUCCCAGGGGACCAAGGUCACAGGAACACAAGUGCCUGCAUGAACAUCACCCACAGCCAAUGUCAGAUGCUGCCCUACCACACCACGCUAACACCUCUCUUCUCAAUUGUCAAAAACAUGGAAAUGGAGAAGUUCCUCAAAUUCUUCAUGUACCUUCACCGCCUCAGUUGCUAUCAACAUAUCAUGCUUUUUGGCUGUAGCCUUGCCUUCCCCGAGUGCAUCGGUGAUGGUGAUGACAGACAUGGACUCCUGCCCUGUCGGUCCUUCUGUGAGGCUGCAAAAGAGGGCUGCGAGUCAGUCCUGGGGAUGGUGAACGCCUCCUGGCCCAAUUUCCUCAAAUGCUCCCAGUUUAGAAACCAACUCGAAAGCAGCAACAUCAGCAGGACUUGCUUCUCACCAGAGCAGGAAAAAGGAAAGCAAUCGUUCUGUGGAGGGGGCGAGAGCUUUCUGUGCGCCAGUGGGAUCUGCAUCCCCGGGAAACUGCAGUGCAAUGGCUACAACGACUGCGACGACUGGAGCGACGAGGCUCAUUGCAAUUGCAGCGAGAAUCUGUUCCACUGUCACACGGGCAAGUGUCUUAAUUACAGCCUUGUGUGUGAUGGAUAUGAUGACUGUGGGGACCUGAGUGAUGAACAAAACUGUGACUGCAGCCCCACGAAGGAGCACCGCUGUGGAGAUGGGCGCUGCAUUGCGAAGGAGUGGGUGUGCGACGGCGACCAUGACUGCCUGGAUAAGUCUGACGAGGUCAACUGCUCCUGCGGCAGCCAGGGCCUGGUGGAGUGCCGGAGCGGCCAGUGCAUCCCCAGCACUUUCCGAUGCGAUGGGGACGAGGACUGCAAGGAUGGCAGUGAUGAGAGGAACUGCAGCUACAGUCAGACUCCAUGUCAAGAAGGCGGCCAAACAUGCCUCUACAAUUCCUGCAUUGAUUCAUGUGCUGGUAGCUCUCGUUGUGACCCCAACACCAGUCUGAAUAACUGUAGUCAAUGUGAACCAAUUACCUUGGAACUCUGCAUGAAUUUGCCCUACAACUAUACACAUUACCCAAAUUACUUUGGCCACAGGACUCAGAAGGAAGCAUCCAUCAGCUGGGAGUCCUCUCUUUUCCCUGCACUUGUUCAAACCAACUGUUACAAAUAUCUCAUGUUCUUUGCCUGCACCAUCUUGGUACCGAAAUGUGAUAUGAAUACAAGCCAACGUAUCCCCCCUUGCAGAGCUCUGUGUGAACACUCCAAAGAACGCUGCGAGUCUGUUCUUGGGAUCGUGGGCCUACAGUGGCCUGAAGACACAGAUUGCAACCAGUUUCCCCAGGAAAAUUCGGACAAUCAAACCUGCCUAAUGCCUGACGAAGACGUGGAAGAAUGCUCACCUAGUCACUUCAAGUGUGACUCAGGACGGUGUGUACUGGCCUCCAGAAGAUGCGAUGGCGAGCCCGACUGUGAUGAUGACAGCGAUGAGGAAAACUGUGGCUGUAAAGAGAGAGGUCUGUGGGAAUGUCCAUCCAACAAACAGUGUUUGAAGAGCACCGUCAUCUGUGAUGGGUUCCCGGACUGCCCCGAUAAUAUGGACGAAAUAAACUGCUCAUUUUGCCACGAGGAUGAACUGAAGUGUGCAAACCACGAGUGUGUGUCCCGUGACCGGUGGUGUGACGGUAGAGCCGACUGCUUGGACAGUUCAGACGAAUGGGACUGUGUGACCCUCUCUCAAAAGGAGAACUCAUCAUUCCUGACUGCUCACAGGUCUGCCACAGAACACCACGUGUGUGCAGACAGCUGGCAGGAGACCUUGAGUCAGCUGGCCUGCAAGCAGAUGGGUUUAGGAGAACCGUCUGUGACCGAAUUCAUACAGGAACAGGAGCAAGACCAGCAGUGGCUGACGUUACACUCCGACUGGGAGAGCUUCAAUGGGAGCACUUUGCACGAACUGCUGGUGAAAGGACAGUCUUGCCACAGCAGAAGUAAGAUUUCUCUUCUGUGCGCUAAACAAGACUGUGGGCGCCGCCCUGCUGCCCGAAUGAACAAGAGGAUCCUCGGGGGCCGGACGAGUCGCCCUGGAAGGUGGCCUUGGCAGUGCUCCCUGCAGAGUGAGCCCAGUGGGCACAUCUGUGGCUGCGUCCUCAUUGCCAAGAAGUGGGUCCUGACAGUCGCCCACUGCUUCGAGGGGAGAGAGAACGCCGCCGUGUGGACGGUGGUGUUUGGCAUCAACAAUCUCGACCACCCGUCGGCCUUCGUGCAGACGCGCGGGGUGAGGACCAUCAUCCUGCACCCGCGCUACAGCCGCGCGGUGGUGGACUACGACAUCAGCAUCGUGGAGCUCAGCGCGGAGGUCCAGGAGACCAGCUACGUGCGGCCCGUCUGCCUGCCCAGCGCGGAGCAGGCCUUGGAGCCGGACACGUACUGCUACAUCACAGGCUGGGGCCACAUGGGCAGCAAAAUGCCCUUCAAGCUGCAGGAGGGAGAAGUCCGGGUGAUUUCUCUGGAGCAGUGUCAGUCCUACUUCGACAUGAAGACCAUCACCACCCGGAUGAUAUGUGCCGGCUAUGAGUCCGGCACAGUGGACUCAUGCAUGGGGGACAGCGGCGGGCCGCUUGUUUGUGAGCAGCCUGGAGGACAGUGGACGUUGUUUGGCCUAACUUCAUGGGGCUCCGUCUGCUUUUCCAAAGUCCUGGGGCCUGGAGUUUACAGCAAUGUGUCCUACUUCACCAAGUGGAUUGAGAGACAAAUAUACAUUCACACCUUCCUCCUAAACUGAUUCCAAAGAUGACCAGAGACGUGGCCAGCGACACUCAGAGAGAACGGGGUCUUGGCUAUGGAGCACUUUCUGCAAACAGCUGUACAGAAAAGCACUCCCUGGGCACAGGGACAGGGGUGCUGGGCAGUGCACUGCACGCCUCCGUGCUUGUUUCAGGCUAAUGUUAUUCAGCUUUAUUUUUCAGCUUUAUUUUUCUUACUUCAAGUUCGAUGAAAGUCUUUUUUUUUUUUUUUUUUUUUUUUUUUUU
This is a messenger RNA of Myotis myotis, 3885 nucleotides long. It is a transcript of the gene CORIN, whose product is annotated as corin, serine peptidase. Gene Ontology annotation, molecular function: serine-type endopeptidase activity; protein binding. Gene Ontology annotation, cellular component: plasma membrane. Lineage: Eukaryota; Metazoa; Chordata; Mammalia; Chiroptera; Vespertilionidae. Gene Ontology annotation, biological process: peptide hormone processing; regulation of blood pressure; acrosome reaction. The transcript has 22 exons. The coding region runs from base 504 to 3638 and encodes 1044 amino acids. The record is from RefSeq and is a predicted model, not a curated record.